AUGUUCAGCUGGCUGGGUACCGACGAUCGCCGGAGGAAAGACCCCGAGGUCUUCCAGACGGUGAGCGAGGGGCUUAAGAAACUCUACAAGACCAAGCUGCUGCCUCUGGAGGAACAUUACCGCUUCCAUGAGUUUCACUCUCCAGCCCUGGAGGAUGCUGACUUCGACAACAAGCCCAUGGUCCUCCUGGUGGGCCAGUACUCCACUGGGAAGACCACCUUCAUCAGGUACCUGCUGGAACAGGACUUCCCAGGCAUGAGAAUCGGCCCUGAGCCGACCACUGACUCCUUCAUCGCGGUGAUGCAGGGAGAGGUGGAGGGAAUCAUCCCCGGGAAUGCACUGGUGGUCGAUCCUAAAAAGCCUUUCCGGAAACUCAAUGCCUUUGGCAAUGCCUUCCUGAACAGGUUUGUGUGUGCCCAGCUGCCCAACCCUGUGCUGGAGAGCAUCAGCGUCAUCGACACGCCGGGGAUCCUCUCUGGGGAGAAGCAGAGGAUCAGCCGAGGUUAUGACUUUGCAGCUGUCCUCGAGUGGUUUGCCGAGAGGGUCGACCGCAUCAUUCUGCUCUUUGACGCCCACAAACUGGACAUCUCCGAUGAGUUCUCCGAGGUCAUCAAGGCCCUCAAAAACCAUGAGGACAAGAUGCGUGUGGUGCUCAACAAAGCCGACCAGAUUGAGACGCAGCAGCUGAUGCGCGUGUACGGGGCUCUCAUGUGGUCGCUGGGGAAGAUCGUGAACACCCCCGAAGUCAUCCGGGUCUACAUCGGCUCCUUCUGGUCCCACCCUCUCCUCAUCCCCGACAACCGGAAGCUCUUUGAGGCUGAGGAGCAGGACCUGUUCAGAGACAUCCAGAGUCUGCCUCGAAACGCUGCCCUGCGCAAGCUCAACGACCUCAUUAAGAGAGCCAGGCUGGCCAAGGUCCAUGCCUACGUCAUCAGCUCCCUGAAGAAGGAGAUGCCCUCAGUGUUUGGAAAGGACAACAAGAAGAAGGAGCUGGUGAACAACCUGGCUGAGAUUUAUGGCCGCAUCGAACGGGAGCACCAGAUCUCACCUGGGGACUUUCCCAACCUGAAGAGGAUGCAGGACCAGCUGCAGGCCCAGGACUUUAGCAAAUUCCAGCCCCUGAAAAGCAAGCUGCUGGAAGUGGUGGACGACAUGCUGGCCCAUGACAUUGCCCAGCUCAUGGUCCUGGUGCGCCAGGAGGAGACCCAGCGGCCAGUCCAGAUGGUGAAAGGAGGAGCGUUUGAGGGCACUCUGCAUGGCCCCUUCGGGCAUGGCUAUGGGGAGGGGGCCGGGGAGGGCAUCGACGAUGCCGAGUGGGUGGUAUCCAGGGACAAACCCAUGUACGACGAGAUCUUCUACACCCUGUCACCAGUGGACGGCAAGAUCACAGGCGCCAAUGCCAAGAAGGAGAUGGUACGCUCCAAGCUGCCCAACAGCGUGCUGGGGAAGAUCUGGAAGCUGGCCGACAUCGACAAGGACGGCAUGCUGGAUGAUGAGGAGUUCGCCCUGGCCAACCACCUCAUCAAGGUCAAGCUGGAGGGACAUGAGCUGCCCAACGAGCUGCCUGCCCACCUCCUGCCCCCUUCCAAGAGGAAAGUGGUUGAGUGA
Elephantulus edwardii (Cape elephant shrew) is the source of this 1608-nucleotide messenger RNA. RefSeq names its product EH-domain containing 3 (gene EHD3). Gene Ontology annotation, biological process: endosomal transport; endocytosis. The transcript is spliced from 6 exons. Gene Ontology annotation, molecular function: protein binding; GTP binding; calcium ion binding. Gene Ontology annotation, cellular component: plasma membrane; cytoplasm. Lineage: Eukaryota; Metazoa; Chordata; Mammalia; Macroscelidea; Macroscelididae. The coding region runs from base 1 to 1608 and encodes 535 amino acids. The record is from RefSeq and is a predicted model, not a curated record.